UACUACCACAUCUCGUACUGGAAGUUCUACAACUGCGGAACGCUGCGGGACCUGUGGACUCUGAAGCCUCGAGGCGCAAUCAAGCCUCUUCGGAUCCCUUAUGCCGUCAUGGCUCGGUCCAUCCGCCAGGUGUGCGCGACUUUCCAGUUCAUGUACCGAGCCGGCCCCGAGGCUGUCUACCACCGCGACGCUCACGGCGGCAACAUCUUUGUCCACUACGAACCUUGCAACGACCUGCCCGACUUUUAUCUCGGCGAUUUU
Messenger RNA from Lasiosphaeria miniovina, 261 nucleotides. RefSeq lists its product as uncharacterized. The transcript has a single exon. The record is from RefSeq and is a predicted model, not a curated record. Gene Ontology annotation, biological process: protein phosphorylation. Gene Ontology annotation, molecular function: ATP binding; protein kinase activity. The annotation marks the transcript as partial. Lineage: Eukaryota; Fungi; Ascomycota; Sordariomycetes; Sordariales; Lasiosphaeriaceae.